UCUGGGACGGUGAUCUGGUUUUUCACUGCAAGCCCACUUGAAACCACUUCCUUGUUAUCAGGAACUCAUGAGGGUUCCAUGCUCAGAGCAGCUGCAAGGAUAGAAAAACAAGUUGUUUACUUUGGCAGGGCAGCACAAUGGAGCCAAUCCUGUUAGCACUGAUGUAACCCCGAAGUUGUAAGCAAUGGAGAGCUGUCCUCAUUUCACACCUGGUGGACCAACCCUACAGUUGCCAAGGCCCAGACCCAAGGAUAUGAUUUGGCCCACCCCAUCAUCCACCCCAUCUAUGAUCUUCACAUGAAGGAACCUGACCUGUGGAGCCAAAGCUGCAGGAUCUCAACACAGGGCAACAACAGGAUAUCCAGAAGGAGCCUUAGCAAGGGCCCAGAAUUGAUAGGGUAUUAGAGUCCAGAAGCCACGAACCAGACUGAUGACUCUGAAAUGAACACUUGCAGGGAAAAAUACUAGAGAACCUGAGAAUCUGUGCCUUGCCCAGGUUUUUACAAUGCGCCCAAAGUUUAUUGCCACUGAAGAAGGAUCCGAACGUAUUGGUGAUUGACAUGCAUUUUGGAGCAGUCCCUGUGAGGCUCCUCAAGCCCAAGGAAUUGUCUCCCAAACUCCGGCGAGGCAUCAUCUUCUAUCAUGGAGGAGCUGGAUUAUUUGGAAGCCUGGACUGUUACCAUGGCCUUUGCAGUUUCCUGGCCAGUGAGACAGACUCUGCGGUGCUGAUGGUGGGGUACCGCAAGCUUCCUAGCCACCAUCAUCCUGUCCUUUUUAAUGAUUGCCUGAGUGCCACCAUCUACUUCCUGAAGAACCUGGAAUCCUUUGGGGUGGACCCAUCCCGGGUAGUUCUCUGUGGAGAGAGUAUUGGAGGUUCAGCUGUGGUCACUGUCAUACAGGUCUUAACCAGCAUUCCCAGUCUACCCCAGAUCCGGGCUCAAGUCCUGAUUUAUCCACUAGUAAAUUUUGUCAAUUUUCAGUUACCAUCACAUCAACAGAGCAAAAAUGUGCCAUUCCUUACCAGAGACAUGCUGUUUAUGUGUCUGUGUAAAUACCUGGCCAUAGAUCUCUCUCGGAAAGAUGCCAUUUUGGCAGGUGCUAUUAUACCUCUGGAUAAGUGGAAGAAAUACAAGAAAUGGCUUAGCCAUGACAACAUCCCCAGAAGGUUCUGGAGCCAAGACAUACAACUGGAGUCUUUUGGACCUUUUGAUGAGGCUGCCUACCUAGAAACCCAACAUGUUUGGAGUUUAGAAAUUUCACCUGUCCUAGCAGAUGACAAGAUCAUUUCUCAGUUUCCUCAGACGUUGCUGGUGAGCUGUGAGAAUGACAUCCUCCGGGAUGAUGCCUUGCUCUAUAAGAAGCGCUUGGAAGACCAGGGGGUCCUCGUGAACUGGUACCAUGUGGAAGAUGGCUUUCACGGAUGCACGAUUUUAUUUGAUAAGAAGUGUCUUUCUUUCCCUUGCUCUAAGAAAGUUGUAAAUGCCAUUAUUGGUUACAUAAAGGGUAUCUGA
This is a messenger RNA of Microtus oregoni (creeping vole), 1511 nucleotides long. RefSeq names its product arylacetamide deacetylase-like 4. Gene Ontology annotation, molecular function: hydrolase activity. The transcript is spliced from 6 exons. The record is from RefSeq and is a predicted model, not a curated record. Bases 561 to 1511 code for a protein of 316 amino acids. NCBI's taxonomy places the organism in Eukaryota, Metazoa, Chordata, Mammalia, Rodentia, Cricetidae.